AUGCAACUACGGUAUGCAAAGUGUGCAAACACCGCGAUGACGAAAAUGCACAUUCGACAUUUCAAUUGACGACAGCGUAUUUUCAUUUUUUCGCAACCUUUCUCAUUCGUUUUAUUGCAGAAUGGAUGACGAUGAGUUUGACGCGUAUUUUGAAAAUGGAGAAGGUGAAGAAGAUGAAGACGAAGAAGUUGAUUUGCGCGAAAAUCCGGAGAAUGCAAAUCCAGAAUAUGAAUUAGAACGAGAAGAAGGAGAUUCGAAAUCACCAGAAGAAUUCGCAAAGUUUUUGAAUGCUACUCAGUUUGCUGACGAAAUCAAAGAGUAUUUGAAAACUUUGAAAUUUUUCGAGAAAAACGAGACCACCGGAGAUAUCGUACCAACAAAAAGUUUGUUGAAAACAGUGAAUGUAAGUUAUUCAGUUGGUUUUUCUACCUAAACUAGAAUUUUUAGGGAUUUGUCAUUUAUCUAUUGGGCACCAAGAAAAUUCAAAAACCUGUGUUGAAAAGUUUAUCUGCGAUUUUCGGGCGAUAUGAUAUUUUCCACUAUAUCUCGACGGAACUUGUUCGAAAAAUUGGAAACCUCAAAGAUUCUCGUGUCAACGCCUGGUUCAAUCUCUUCAAUUUCCUCACAACAAUCUCUCAUCCAACAGAUAAAAUCACCAAGCCAUUUUUCCCGCAAUUCUGUAUUCGAACACCAUUCUCCACAAAACUUAUGAAAAAACGAAAAAUGCUUUGGAUUGCUGCCGAUUGGGAUAAAGUUUGGAUGGCAAUUAUGACUGGAACUGUUAAUUCAAAGGUCUCCUUGAAACUUAUUCCAUAUAUAACUGAACAUGUGAUUUCGAAGUUGAAAGUUCCUUUUAAAUCAGCAGAUUUCUUCUACAAAAUGUUUGAGAAAAAGGAUAUUCAUGCAAUUUUAUCAUUGGCUGCUAUUUUCAAAUUGAUUACAGAGCAUAAUUUGUGAGUUUUUAUUUAUUUAACAUGGAAAAUGUUUUUGUUUUCAGCGAGUAUCCGAAGUUCUACGAAAAGGUUUAUUCUUUGAUGCGUCCUUCUCUUCUUUACAUGGAUCACAAAGAAAAAACUCUAACUCUUCUCGAUAGUUUUCUUUCCUCAACUCAUAUUCCAAACUACAUUGUAGCCUCAUUUAUCAAAAGACUUGCACGAUGUCUUAUUCUCGCACCAGUUGAUGCACAAGAACCAAUUCUUGGAUUAAUUCGUAAUCUUCUUGUUCGACAUGGAAAUUGUGAAGAAUUGGUUCAUCGAGAAGAACCAAAAUCAUUUAUUGAUGAUCCAUUUGAUGAUAAAGAACCAGAAUUGCAUAAAACAAAAGCAUUGGAUUCGUCACUUUGGGAAAUGAAAUUGUUGCAAGCACAUUGGAAUCAAAGUGUUAGAAAGAGAGCACAUUUUAUUGAUAAACCACAACAAAAAGUGAGUGGAAUAUGAAUAUUGUGAAGGGAUUUUAGGUAGAGAAAAAUAUUCUUCAAGAUUUUGAGGAAAAAUGCUGUUGCAAAUAAGUCCAUGUGAAAAUCUCAAAAACAUUAUUCAAUAAUUCUGAAACGUAGAAUUCGAAGGUUGUUUUGUGGAAAAAAUGGAACAUUUUUAGUUAUCCAUUUUUUUGUCACUCAAUCUGAAACAUCCCUGAUUUUUCCAAAAAAAGAAAUUAACAAAUUCAAUAUUUUUGCAGCUCGAAUCGUAUGUUCGUUUCCGUUGUUCUGAUGAACUUUUCUCGGUAAAUAUGGCAAAAUCAUUUGGCGGAGAAGACGGAGAAGCUGAAAAAUAUCGAAAACUUCAAGAUGGAGAAGAGGAUAAUGAGGAUUCACGCCCUCCAGAGCCCAAAAAAUCGCGAAAAAAGUUUGGAAAAUUCGCGGCGAAACAUGAGGAAAAAGAGAAAAUUGUGAAAUUAGUUGGAGUGAAUUCGGAGAAGCCGACAAGUAUUUUGAAUCGAAAAACUGUUACAAUCAAUGUUGAUUCGCCGAUUUUGUGGAAGAUUUGA
Caenorhabditis angaria is the source of this 1986-nucleotide messenger RNA. Lineage: Eukaryota; Metazoa; Nematoda; Chromadorea; Rhabditida; Rhabditidae. The record is from the annotation of a GenBank genome assembly.